Molecule: messenger RNA, 3005 nt
Organism: Corythoichthys intestinalis (scribbled pipefish)
Lineage: Eukaryota; Metazoa; Chordata; Actinopteri; Syngnathiformes; Syngnathidae
Gene: ncln
Product: nicalin
Exons: 15
Coding region: 101-1834 (577 amino acids)
Biological process (GO): regulation of signal transduction
Cellular component (GO): endoplasmic reticulum membrane
Source: RefSeq, a predicted model, not a curated record
UUGUCCGAUUGAGUGAGUAGCAGCGAGCUGUCAGACACCUAGCAGGGACUGCGGACGCUAAUAUUUCAUUCCCUUCUGUGAACCGAUUGCAGUCGCCAAAAUGUUCGAGGAAGCGAGCGAAGUGUUCGACAACAUGUUUAAAGCUUCCUUUCCCCUCACUUUUAUCGUAUUUAUCCCCGCGGUGCUUAUUUUAGUGUCACCUCUCCCGGCCGAAGCCGCACAUGAGUUCACUGUAUAUCGCAUGCAGCAGUAUGACCUGCAGGGACAACCCUACGGUACGAGAAAUGCCAUCCUAAACACAGAAGCGCGUACUGUGGAGGCAGAGGUGCUAAGUCGCCGAUGUAUCAUCAUGCGGCUGGCUGACUUUACCUACGACAAGUAUCAGAAAGCCUUACGCCAAUCGGCUGGGGCUGUGGUCAUCAUUCUGCCCCAAAACAUGUCCACUAUGCCCCAGGACAUAGUACAGCAAUUCAUGGAGCUGGAGCCAGAGAUGUUGUCCACAGAGACCAUCGUGCCGGUCUACUUUGCAAUGGAGGAUCAGGAACUGCUGUCCAUUUACACCCAAACCCUGACUUCCUCGUCUUCCCAGGGAGCCUUGUCGGCAGCUGAAGUGUUGCUACACACAGCCACAGCCAAUGGCUUCCAGAUGGUCACUAGUGGUGCUCAGAGCAAAGCCAUGAGUGAUUGGGCCAUCACCAGUCUGGAGGGCCGCCUGACCGGUGUCGGAGGAGAGGACCUGCCCACAAUCGUGGUGGUGGCUCAUUACGACUCCUUCGGAGUCGCUCCGUGGCUGUCGUAUGGCGCCGACUCAAAUGGAAGCGGCGUGUCUAUGUUACUGGAGCUGGCCCGGCUCUUCUCGAAACUCUACACCUACAAGAGGACGCAUGCCGGAUACAACCUGCUGUUUUUUAUAUCUGGUGGAGGGAAGUUUAACUACCAGGGCACCAAACGCUGGCUAGAAGACAAUCUGGACCACACAGAUUCGAGUCUUCUACAGGACAACGUGGCCUUCGUGUUGUGUCUGGACACUUUGGGCAACGGAGAUGCUUUGCACCUGCAUGUGUCCAAACCUCCGAAAGAGGGAACUCCUCAGUUUGCUUUGCUCAGAGAGCUGGAGAAGGUGGCUGCCAGCCAAUACCCGGGGUUGAAGUUCUCAAUGGUCCACAAGAAAAUCAACCUGGCCGACGACAUGCUGGCGUGGGAGCACGAACGCUUUGGGAUCCGCCGCCUGCCGGCCUUCACGCUCUCGCACCUGCCCUCGCACCGCCUGGCUCGGCGCUCCAGCAUCAUGGACGUGCGGUCAGUGUCUUCCUCCCCUCGCUACGGAGCGGGAGAGCCCCCUGCUGGGCCACACGUAGACAUUGAGAAACUGAGCAGAAACACAAAGGUCCUAGCUGAGGCUCUGGCCCGAGUCGUCUAUAACCUCACAGAAAAGGGAGCCCCCAGUGACCUGCACAUCUUCACUGAACAAAUGCAGGUACAAGAGGAGCACCUAUCCGCUAUGGUUGACUGGCUCACAGCACAGCCACGAGCCGCCCAGCUGGUGGACAAGGACAGUAGCGUGGUGUCCACGCUGGAGUACCACCUGGGACGCUACCUCAAGGAUGUCAAAAAGCACUACGUCAAAGCAGACAAGAGGGAUCCCGAGUUUGUGUUUUACGACCAGCUCAAGCAGACCAUGAACGCUUACAGAGUCAAGCCUGCUAUCUUUGACCUCCUGCUGGCCGUCUGCAUCGCCGCCUACCUGGGCGCCAUGUAUCUAGCUGUCCAAAACUUUGGCAUUUUAUACAGCGUAGCACGGAGAGUCACCCAACCCAAAGUGAAGGCCCACUAAAGGCAACAGCGCGACCCUUAACACCCACAAACUUUGUUUUCGACACUCUCAGGGUGCUUUUCAAAGCUGCCCCAAUCAUUCCCAUCACCCUCUGCUACAUGCCUAUGAUGUCAUUUCCUGUCGUCGCUGCCAACUUGAAAACUGCAUGCUGUCUGAAGUGUUAAGACACUCCCCCCCGCCUCCACUAACGCACUGAUGUCAGGGGGGAUGCAAAUCUGUCUUACUGUAUAAGUACUUAGUUUGUUUUUUUACCUUUCCAAAACAAUUGUGAUGGACAUCCAAAGCACUUGAACUGGGAGGGAAACCAAAUUCAAAUGGAUUGGACGUCUAUCACUGUCAAUGACUUCAUAGCUUGAAUGUUUUGCUCAUGCUCAUUACAGUAUAUGUGGCCACAUGACUUGGUCGUAGUCUGAAUACGGGCAAAAUGUUAAUGAAUGAGAAGUACCCAAAAGUCCACACUAAGGUAGUUUCGUAUUUGGCAAAUAUUUAAAAAAUAAUAAGAACACCUGCCGGACAGACGUUUAGUGAACCAUUAAAGUUAAUGUGAAGUAAAGUAGUAUGCAGGUAACCUUUCACGUUAAAUGAAGAUAUCCACUCCACGUUGUUUUUAAUUGUCAGUCAAAAUUGGAUCUGUAGAAGUAUUUCUAAUAGUGUGUGUAUUGCUUAGUUUCUUAUUCUGACCCUUCCAAUGUCAAAUCUUUGAAAAGGUAAAAAGCCACAAGUCCAUUUUCUUGUCUAAUCACAGCCUUGUGUGCAAGAGUGCAUCUCCAACUUGAUAAUUACUUUUUUUGUUGUUGUUAUCACCACUGUGUGUUACAAUGACCUUUUACUGAUUGUGGCUAACCUGUAAGUUCACGUGUUACGUAAAGUGGGCACAAAUACACACGGAGGUUUGUCUUAAAGUGCACCAGUGACUAUAGUGAAAAGAAAAAUCUGAAAAAUAUUUUGAUUUUAAACUGUGAUCUGUAGGCGAGCUUUUUCUUUUUAUGUUUGUGUGCAUUACUUGCAUGAUGUGUUUUUUUUCUCCAACUCUAAAGUCGCACAUUUGUGACCGUUAAUUUAUUGAACAGUUUUGCACCUGAAAAAUCUUUGGGGGGAAUAAAAAUGUGAUUAAAAAUAUAAAUGAUGAAUUAACACACAUUUGGCCUUUUUUUUCUUACACCUUUUUCAG